AUGGCUGAGAUUAAAAAUAGAGUUUUGCUACCGCUGGCUAUCGCACUGCUUACGGUCACCACAAGCGUUACCAGUUGCCGGGAAUCCGUCGGAUGUGAUCCCGACCGGCCAGAAACAGCAACGUGUCAGAACAGCACGGCCGAAUGGACGUUGGAACCGAGCCUCAUCGAUUGCAGUGUUUAUCUAAACUGCCUUUUCGGAACAGGCCUGAUAAUCUGCUGCCCGGACGGCGAGUAUUUCAAUCCCGAAACUCUGGUGUGCGAAGAUUCAGCCAACGUGGAAUGUGACAUAAUAUGUACUGAUACGACGACUGAAAUCGAUGGAGCGGAAACAACCUUAGACCCGGACGAGACUACUCCAUUGCCUGAAGAUACGACGACGGUAGUGCCUGAAGAUACGACGACGGUAGUGCCUGAAGAUACGACGACGGUAGUGCCUGAAGAAACCACUACAGCGCCAGAGGAUACUACAACGCAAGAUCCAGACACUACAACGCUCGAUCCAGACACUACAACGCUCGAUCCGGACGAAACCACAACUACGCUACCGGAGGAUACUACGACAACGCUGGAUCCAGAGGAAAGCACAACCGAGGACCAGGGAACUACUGAACCGGCUCCCGAGACGACCACCGAGGGAGCGAAUGAACUGGAAACGCUUUGUGCUGCCCAGAGUUCCACUGAAACGGUCGAGGUACCCUAUCCGGGCCACUGCAAUCAGUACGUGGUCUGCACGAACCGAGAGUUUGUCCGCGUGGAGUCAUGCCCAGCAGGACUACAUUUCAAUCCGCUGCGGUCGGUUUGCGAUGCACGCAAUGCUGCCGAAUGUUUGGACUUUGUUUGCCAAGAUAAUCCGGCCGGAACAGUGCUGAUAUUGAAGAGUAUUAACACCUGUGACAAAUACUACAUAUGCUUCGGAAGCAUGGUGCAGGUACGUCAGUGCGCUCCUGGAACCGUUUACGAUCCGGAGAACAAUUGGUGCAUCGUAGACAAUGCGGAAACUCCGUGUGAGCGCGAACGUCCUCCACCACCCCCGGAGUCAGUCAUCGCACAAUGUAGGGUUGAAGAUGAACUCUCCAAGAUUCGGCAUCCAUCGCUGUGCGCUGUGUACUAUCGCUGUAUAAACGGUGUGAUUAUUGUACGCCAAUGUCCCGCCGGACUCCUGUUUGAUACUGUGCGCGAGCAGUGCAAUCCAUUGAUUACCGUUGCCGGGUGUUUGCUGACGACGAUACUGGCAGCAUCGAGUAUGCAGGCGCAAAAUUGCAGUAACUUCAAUUACACUCGGUUUCUAGCGGAUAACAGGAAGUGUAAUUACUAUACGGUCUGCUUUAACGGUCUACCUGCUCCGCUAGUGUGCCCCUCGGGGUACCACUUCAACGCGGACAAGCAGCUGUGUGAUUAUCCGAGCCUGGCCGGCUGUAUCCGAUGCCCACCGGCCGGAUUCGUUAACCUAACCGUCGAUGGUAGCUGCACCAAGUUUGUCCAAUGCUUCAUGGGUGUCGCCCUGGACCGUGAAUGCCCAGCCGGACUGAAGUUUGACGCAACUUCGGGUCAGUGUAAUCUUGCCGCUAGAGUACAGUGUAAGUAG
This is a messenger RNA of Anopheles aquasalis, 1587 nucleotides long. Its product is annotated as chitin-binding domain protein cbd-1-like. The record is from RefSeq and is a predicted model, not a curated record. Lineage: Eukaryota; Metazoa; Arthropoda; Insecta; Diptera; Culicidae. Gene Ontology annotation, molecular function: chitin binding. Gene Ontology annotation, cellular component: extracellular region.